Eruca vesicaria subsp. sativa (arugula) is the source of this 3150-nucleotide messenger RNA. The record is from the annotation of a GenBank genome assembly. NCBI's taxonomy places the organism in Eukaryota, Viridiplantae, Streptophyta, Magnoliopsida, Brassicales, Brassicaceae.
CCGAUGGAGAUUGUGGAACCAAACACCUGCGUUAGAGGAUGCUGCACCAGCGAAUCGAUUCCUCUUCAUCUCCCUCCUUCUUCCUUCACUCUCCUCUCCCCAAUCGCUAAAGGAUCAGAGAGUGUAGUCUACGAAGCGAUCCUAAACGGCAGAAGAGUCGCGGCGAAGAAGCCAAUCUUAUCUACUUCAGAUGACCUCGACAAGUUCCACAGACACUUACAGCUCUUAUGCAAUAUUGAUCAUCCAGGUGUGGCUAAGUUAGUAGCGGCACAUGCUAAGCCUCCGAAUUACAUGUUUUUCUUUGAGUUUUAUGAGUUUGGGAACUUAGCUGAGAAGUUACACGUGGAGGAGUGGUCUCCUACUGUUGGUCAAGUGUUAAUGAUCACGCUUCAGUUAGCUAAGGCGCUGCAGUAUCUUCAUAACAAUGGGAUUGUUCAUAGGGAUGUGAAACCAGCUAAUGUUCUUCUGGAUGAGAAGCUUUCUCCAUAUCUGGCUGACUUUGGUUUAGCAGAAUACAAGAAGGAUUUGCGAGAAGUUAAUCUACACAACUGGAGAUCGUCUGGGAAGCCAACCGGUGGGUUCCACAAAAGGAAUAUGGUUGGAACACUUAUUUACAUGGCCCCUGAGAUACUAAGGAAAGAGAUGUAUACUGAGAAAUCAGAUGUCUAUAGCUUUGGGAUUUUGAUCAAUGAGCUUUUAACUGGAGUUGUUCCAUAUACUGAUCUUCGUGCAGAAGCUCAGGCUCACACUGUUUUAGAGAUGAAUUACACCGAACAGCAACUUACAGCUGCCAUUGUGUCUUCUGGUCUCCGACCUGCUCUUGCUGAAACUGGAUUACACAUUCCGAAUAGUUUGGUGUCUCUUAUACAAAAUUGCUGGGGAGCUGAUCCUUCUAAGCGGCCUUCUUUGGACGAUGUGGUUUUGGAACUAGAAUCACUUUGGGAACUAGAGAGACAGAAACAGCAAAGUCAUUUCGUUGAGACAACAACUUCUAUUUCCAGGAGUGAUAAAGAUGAAGGUGCUAUUAAAAAUACAGGAGACUACAUUGACAAAAUUAAUUGGUCCAGUCAAGGGGAGUGUUUAUCCAAGAAAUCGUCUCUUUCCUCUUUCCCUGAUCUGAAAUCGUGGUCUAGUUCAACAGACGACUCUUCAAGAUAUGUCCCUAUUGUUUCUUGUGGGUCUUUUGCAACAUGUGGAAGAAGAGAAUCCAUGGAAGAUACACACUUUCUCAUGCCCCACAUGUGUAAUGAAGAAAACAUCCACUUAUUUGCUGUCUUUGAUGGUCACAGAGGUGCCGCAGCUGCUGAAUUUUCUGCUAAAGCUUUGCCAGGAUUAAUUCAAAGCUUAUCUUCCACAAGCGCUAAAGAGGCACUUUCACAAGCAUUUGUUAGGACUGAUUUAGCUUUCAGAAAUGAACUUCACUCCCAUCGUCAAUCAAACAGGGUGAGUCAGAAAGACUGGCAUCCUGGUUGUACUGCUAUAGCCUCUCUCCUAGUGCACAAUAAGAUUUUCGUUGCAAAUGUUGGUGACUCCAGGGCAAUUUUAUGCCGUGCCGGCUGCCCUCUCGCUCUAAGUAAGGCACAUCUUGCGACCUGUACUGAAGAAAGAAAUCAUGUGAUUGGAGAAGGUGGACGUAUUGAAUGGCUGGUUGACACAUGGAGAGUUGCUCCUGCUGGUCUUCAGGUUACCCGGUCGAUAGGAGAUGAUGACCUAAAGCCAGCUGUAACCGCAGAACCAGAGAUUAGUGAGACCAUUCUAUCAGUAGACGACGAGUUUCUGGUAAUGGCGAGCGACGGGCUCUGGGAUGUUAUGAACGAUGAGGAAGUUAUUGGUAUAAUCAGAGAUACUGUAAAAGAACCUUCAAUGUGUUCCAAGAGAUUAGCAACUGAGGCUGCAGCACGUGGUAGUGGCGAUAACAUCACAGUCAUUGUUGUCUUCCUGAGGCCAGUGUCUACAGCUGAAAGGAUAUACUAGUAGCCAGCUCUUACAUAGUAUUCGAUGCAACUUCUUUACAUAUAAAUUAUUUGCCAUGGCUUUCCAAAAAGGUCAGACACUUGAGAUCAACCAGUACAAAGUGUAAUUCUUUCUUGAGAGGAACAUAUAAACAUGAAAUCACCUGAUUACAUCAGUCGCUUACAAUUGAUUUUGUUUUAUUUAGAAAUUUAUGGUACUUAAUGUAAUACAAUAAGGGAUGAGAAAGAAGAAAAAUAAGAAGUAUAGUGGAGUUGGACGGCUUAGUAUGCUCGUCUCAGAAUCCAUAUGCUUUCUAAGGUAUUAAUAGUUAGCCUACAGCCUGCACUAUGGUCAUCUUGGCAGUAAUGCACACUUGUUACCUCUAUAUAAACACCUGAUAUAGUAACCUCCUGAGAUUUCAUCUCUUUGGUUGUUGUUUUCCUGUCUUUUUUUUUUAUUAUUAUUGUUUUCCUAAUCUUGGCACUGACCCUUUGCUCAGUGCAUCUUGCAAAAGUGUCUGGAAGCUCUGCAGGAACAUGUCCCAUUGGAUUGUUGUCAUGUCCCCGAAAGAAACACCUUCUGAUUCAGCAUGGUUCACACGCAUCGGUGGGCUCCUGCUCCUCAUGGUGCCUCCUCUCUUCUUUUCUUUUGCAUUCACAGUAAUCCGAUGGUUUUGUGAGGACAGCAUCGAAGCAGUUGCUUUCGCUUUGGUGCAGAUGGUCUCCAACAGACUGAAACUAUCUUCACCUCUAGAAAAAUCCCUUGUCAUCUUCUCACCUAUCUCUGCAAGACAGAGCCCUGCAGCUGCUGCUUGUUUCAAGAAAACCGUGCAGACAAUGAGGACCCUUAUAGCAGAUUCAGGCAAAGAGUGUAGUUCAUUUCUCAGAAGUUCCGCGUCUUUGAAAGGGUCCAGAUUGGAUAUAUACUGCAGCUCAGUGUCAGUGAACGGAACCAAAGCUUGAGGCCAGUUUAGCCAUUCAAAGUAAGGAUCAUCUAGGCAUUCAGGAAGGCAGAGACCAUGAUCUAUAGGCACAAGCUCAGCGGUUCCAACUCGGUUAUAACGCUUGUCUUGGUCACAACUCUUCACUAGCAUGUUCCCUGCAUGCCUGUCAAGGUUCAAGACUCUCACAUCAAGUAUCCCAAUCCUAUGAACAGAGGUAACCGUAAAGCUUCCUGGACCCAACUCUCCCGCAUCAA